This is a messenger RNA of Scleropages formosus (Asian bonytongue), 4624 nucleotides long. Its product is annotated as SWI/SNF-related matrix-associated actin-dependent regulator of chromatin subfamily D member 1. The record is from RefSeq and is a predicted model, not a curated record. The transcript has 13 exons. Lineage: Eukaryota; Metazoa; Chordata; Actinopteri; Osteoglossiformes; Osteoglossidae. Bases 15 to 1556 code for a protein of 513 amino acids.
UUUCAGCUGAGAAAAUGGCGGCUCGUGGUAGCUUCCAGACGCCGGCGACUGGAGGCGGUGGUGGAGGAAUGGGCCCGGGACCUCCAGUAACCGGUGGUGCACCGGGAAUGGGCCCAGGGACUCCGUCUGGAAGAAUGGGACCCUCGACUGGCGCACAGAACCAUCUGUACCGUUCGCCGAUGCCCGGGCCCGGAUACCCGAGACCUGGAAUGCCACCAUCAAACCGGAUGACUCCUCAAGGCCCGUCGAUGGGACCCCCAGGCUAUGGCGCUAGCCCCGUGUCACGGCCCGGUAUGCCAGUCAUGGACCCAUCCCGAAAGAGACCUGCCCCCCAGCAGAUACAGCAAGUGCAGCAACAGAGCCGCAAUCAACAUGCCAAGAAGAAGAAGAUGGCUGAUAAAAUUCUACCUCAGAGGAUCAGAGAGCUGGUCCCAGAGUCUCAGGCUUACAUGGACUUGCUGGCAUUUGAAAGGAAACUUGACCAGACAAUAAUGCGAAAAAGACUAGACAUACAGGAAGCACUGAAAAGACCCAUCAAGCAAAAGAGAAAACUUCGCAUUUUUAUUUCCAACACCUUCAACCCAGCAAAGCCAGAUGCAGAGGAUGGGGAGGGCACUGUUGCCUCAUGGGAACUUCGAGUGGAAGGGCGACUGCUGGAGGAUACUGCUGUGUCCAAGUAUGAAGCCACUAAACAGAAGAGGAAAUUCUCUUCUUUCUUCAAAUCACUGGUGAUCGAGUUGGAUAAAGACCUCUAUGGGCCUGAUAAUCACUUGGUGGAGUGGCACAGGACCGCCACCACACAGGAGACGGACGGCUUCCAGGUGAAGAGGCCAGGCGAUGUGGGUGUGCGCUGCACUGUGCUGCUCAUGCUGGACUACCAGCCUCCACAGUUCAAGUUGGACCCUCGUCUUGCUCGCAUUUUGGGAAUCCACACUCAAACACGACCUGUCAUUAUCCAAGCGCUGUGGCAGUAUGUCAAAAAUCACAAACUGCAGGAUCCCCACGAGAGAGAAUUCAUCAACUGUGACAAGUAUCUGCACCAGAUAUUUGAAACCCCACGUAUGAAGUUCUCGGAAAUCCCGCAGCGCCUGCAUGCCCUGUUGAUGCCCCCGGAGCCAAUCAUCAUAAACCAUGUGAUCAGUGUAGACCCCAAUGACCAGAAGAAGACCGCUUGUUACGACAUUGAUGUGGAGGUGGAUGACACGCUGAAGACACAGAUGAACUCCUUCCUGUUGUCAACUGCUAGCCAACAAGAGAUAGCUGGCCUCGAUAACAAGAUCCAUGAGACCAUUGAGACUAUCAACCAGCUGAAGACACAGAGGGAGUUCAUGCUGAGCUUUGCCAGAGACCCCCAGGGCUUCAUCAACGACUGGCUUCAGUCGCAGUGCAGAGAUCUCAAGACCAUGACAGAUGUAGUGGGAAAUCCUGAAGAGGAGCGGAGAGCAGAAUUCUACUUUCAGCCCUGGGCUCAAGAAGCUGUAUGUCGAUACUUCUACUCCAAGGUGCAGCAGAGAAGACAGGAACUGGAGCAGGCUCUUGGGAUCAGAAACACAUAGACCAGGAACUCAUUCUACUCACAUGUUUAACUGUCACUAUUCCAGGAGGCAGUGGGGUCUGUAGUGUUGCAACUCCAGUGUACUAGGGCUUUUCCCAUAUUUAAAACUUUUACUGAAAUAUAUAGACUCAGUGCUUGUGAAGAGUGAAUGGUGCCAAAUGUAGUCGGGCCAUUUUCUGCUGUAGCCAGAGAACAGCACAUUUCUUAUUCCUCCCGUGAUCCGCUGCCUUAAAAUAUUUUAAAUGGAUUCCCUUCACAAAUUGUGUGCUAUGCUUUAAGUCACCAUGUGCUGUAAACUCAAAAUGAGUGCUUUCUAACUUACCUCGGCAGUUCCACUGUACCUGGCCUGAGUACCUUUUCAUUUAGUUCGGUGCCCACAGAGGUUAAAGCUACUUUAUUCGCUAAACUUCUUUGCUCACUGUGUCAUGCUGUUGGACAUUAAAUUUAAAGGAAAAGUAAGCUGAAAUUCACAACUCUCAUGGGUGAUAUACUGUAUUUGAUAAUGACUGAAAUGGUUCUGUCUCCACAAAUGUUCCUUUAGGGGUUCUGAAUAUACAUUUCUGCUUAUUGGGCUGUCUGAAUUAGAUUGUCAUGGUGCCUGCAGCCCAGAGAAGAAGGAAUGUUAUGUUCUAGUGCAUCUGAAGUUUUGGGUUUUUUUUUUUUUUUUUUUUUUUUUUUGGUCCCUCCCUCCUUAAUGUAGCCAUCUUUUUGUAACAUAGUAGAGGUGUGGAAAAUUAUAGCCUGACAAUUAUACUGUUACCAGUUGUUCAAAGUAUUGUUCCCUAUAGUGAUUAUGAAUUGUAUUUAGUCCCCACAUAUCCUAAAUACUUAAAACUAGUUGAAGGUGGGAUUACCUGCAUAAUGAUAUGACAUGUUGGAUUGUCUUAAGGGGACCAUAAUGACGUUUUUAAACUUUGCCCUUUUUCCCUCUUGCUUUCUUUGGGUGGUGACUUGCCCAUCCUUGAAUCUUUAUGGACCAUUUUUAUGUUUCUGUAAUCAGCUGUUUAAAAUGUUUCUUUUGCUUUAGCAGGUAAAGAACAUUAAAAAAAACAGCAGGUGAUUCUUGAAAUGUUGUAUAUGACUAUAAAUCCUUUGCAUAGCUAACUUGGAGUCAAGACCAUUGAAGGAAAGUCAUUCCUCUGAGAAGCCACCCUUUAUUCAGUUUUGCGUUCAGUUGUGCGUUAGGUCCUGAUGAAGCCCCAUCUGGAACAUUUUGUAAACCCAGUGUGAUUUUAGGGCUAUUCAUCUACUGAGUCAGCCGGCUAGUCUUAUCCCAAUAAGAGCUCAAGAGAAAAGAAUUAGAUGUGUUCAGUUCAGCAAAUGGAAUUAAGAGAUUCGCUGAGUUGCUAGAAGAAACUCCUCCUGGAUGUAGCCCCCAAGGCUGUAGCUGAACAGCCCUACUGUAAGUGCUUGUAUUACACAGCAGUUCUAGUGGUAAGCUGAAACACAUUAGAUCACUACUGACUUGUCUGUCAAAUAUUUUCAAAAUCUGCUGAAGCCAUACAGAAUCUUUAAGUUAUGUACUAGGUAACAAGCAAAGGUGAUAUAUUUAAGAUAUUUACAAUUGUAACUUGUUUUUGUUAGGGAGUAGAGUGCUGUGUGUGAAUUGUUUAGUUUUGUAUUGUGUUUACAGGCUCUUCAAUUCUCAGGGUUCCUGCACAGGUGUGAAAAUGUGGAAAAUUUGUUUGCUUCAGGUAAGAUGUUUGGGGAAAUUAACAAGCAACAUCCUGGAAAAAAUAUGGCUCAGAUUAACAUUAACUUCUUGCUUGUCUGUGAUACAACAAAAAGACUAACUGCAUACAAAAUAGAACCGCAAUUGGCCUGGAUUUGUUAUUGUAGACCACUUAAUAUUUUAAAAGUUAGUUGAAAAGUGAUACUGAUGCAUUUGACAAAUUUAAGACUUUUUUGGUACUGCUUGGGGAAUGUUUUUAAAUGCAAGGCUUGUACAUUUGACAAUGGCCUGUACUUUUACUCAUUCAGCUAAUGAAUUGUUCAGUUAAAUGUUAAUGUACUUACUUUGCAUGCCAUGUUUUAAUCAACCAAUGAAUAUAAUUAUGUAUUUUCCUUUUAAAAUGAAUCUUUAAAGGCUCUCCAUACAUAUUACUUUUGACCUUAUCAAGUUUAAUUCAUAUUAACAUCCAAUUUUAUAAUUGGAGACCGUGGUGCUAUGACUGAUUCUGAACCCAUUUUUCUUCUUUAUUGAAGCCAAAAUCUGUUUGAUAUAUCACUCGCUUUGCCCAGAACAGGGUUGUAGUAAUGCUGCAUGUUCAUUCACUAUUUGUUAUAAUUACUGAAAUAAACCAUUUGCGAGUAACUAUGUGCUAAAUAAUUAUAAAAUAUUUUACAAUUGGAUGCAAACCCAUAAAAUCAGACAGGUAUUUUUUCUUGAGCAAAGUAACUUCAAAUGCACUAGUAUACUGUAUGGACAGCCCUUGCAUUAAAAAAUUUCCGCAUCUCCCUUUUUUGUGGAUCACAAAACAUUAUUGCAGCAUUCCAGUGUAUUAACCAUCUUAAGUUAAAAAGUGAGGCGCUGUAAAUUAUCGCUGUUCAUCUGUUGUGCUGAAUUAGGCCUGACCAGCGUGUAUCGGAGAGAACUAAUCUAUGGUCUGACGUCGGGGUGUAGUGUUACAUCGACUCUUUAACAACCUGGUUAUUCUAGCCAAACGGUUUUAGGUGCCCAAGCAAGAUAGUACUAAAUAUUAACAUUAGGGUAAGUCGUAAGGCAGCUAAGUGUGGUGACCGAAAACCGAAAUUCAUCAGGUGAAAAGUCUAUGUAUUUUGAGUUGCUGUAAACUUGUGACCUCCAGGAGUACUGCAAAGGUAUCUUAGCAAAAAUUACAGGAGCAAUAAAAAAAAUGUAGGGUUUACAAACUGAGUAAUGAGUUUUUUUAUGGAAACCUCCACACAUACAUUUGGGAAGACUUUGAAAUUCAGAAAAGGCAAAUGUGCAGGAACCCUGAGCUCUACAAGUUUUUGCCCCAAGUGUGCGAGACUGUUCUGGCUGAAGCUUUUCUUUUUUUUUUUCUUUUUUUGUGGACCAAAUGUAAUUUUAUUUGCAAUGUGUUUUAC